Molecule: messenger RNA, 4842 nt
Organism: Papaver somniferum (opium poppy)
Lineage: Eukaryota; Viridiplantae; Streptophyta; Magnoliopsida; Ranunculales; Papaveraceae
Product: ABC transporter C family member 13-like
Exons: 36
Coding region: 76-4503 (1475 amino acids)
Biological process (GO): transmembrane transport
Cellular component (GO): membrane
Molecular function (GO): ATP binding; ATP hydrolysis activity; ABC-type transporter activity
Source: RefSeq, a predicted model, not a curated record
UGGAAGAACCGCUCUUUUCUCUCUGCUGCAGUACUUUUUUCGUCACAGUUUUUUCUGCUGAAAAAAGAAAAACCAAUGGACAUUGUGAAUUUCAUUUGCCCUAAAAAUCCAAAUGUUGCUGAUGAUCGUAAUGGAAAUUUAGAGUGUUUGGAUAAUAUAGUGCUAGGUUUUGGACCAAAUUUGGUGACUGUAAUUAUAAUUGUUGUACUUGGAAUUAUCCGGAGGAAUGCUUCAGUUAGAUAUAGUAGGGAUGCUGGAAUGAGCCGUUUAGAGGUCUUCCUUUUUAGUGUCUUACCCGCUGUUGGAGCAUGCCUAUCCAUGUAUGAUAUUGUUUUACUUUCAACGAAAGCUUUUCAAGGGAAAAUUACUCUCUAUCAUCAGUGGAUGUUCAGAUGUUCCCAAUUCUUAGUCUGGGCAGUCAUUAUGCCACACUGGAAGUAUGACUACUGGUGCUCUAUUUUCUGCAACCGGGUGCUCUGCUUUUGGUGGAUAGCAAAAGCUCUAUUUGAGUUUCCUUAUUUAGUAAUGGUUUUCUCAUCGCACGAGGUAACUAGAUGGCUUAAAGAGAGUUUUUCUACACUGGUGGUUAUCUUCUUUGGUGUAUUCCUUAACACUGUCAGAGUAAUGAGAACCUCCAAUGGAAGCAGGAAACUUGAAUUAUUGGAAGAUCCACUUGUUUCUAGCAACAUAGAGUUAGAAGAGUGCAGUGUUGGAGAUUUUACUGGAAUUUUUCGUAGCUUUUGGUAUCAUCUUACUUUCAAGUCUAUCAACUCAGUAAUGGAUAUUGGAGUGAUGAAGCAGCUUGGCUAUGAUGACUUAAUCCAACCACCGAUUGAACUGAACACAUCUUCCUGCUAUAGUGCUCUGCUAGAAAGUUGGGUAGCUGAACAGAGGGACCAUAAAACACAUCCUUCAUUGUUUAGAGCAAUUUGUUAUACAUAUGGCUGGCAAUAUAUGUAUCUUGGUUUAUUAAAGGUAGUGAAUGACUGUCUUGGUUUUGUGGGACCACUACUUCUGAAUAGACUUAUUUGGUUUCUUCAACAAGGUUCUGGGCAUUUGGAUGGCUACGUUCUUGCCAUUUCCUUGGGCCUUACAUCCAUCAUUAAGUCGUUCAUGGAUACACAAUAUACUUUUCUCCUGGCGAAACUAAAACUAAAGCUAAGGUCCAGUAUAAUGACAAUUAUGUAUCACAAGUGCCUCAGCAUUAGCCUUGCAGAACGCUCAAAAUUUUCUGAAGGUGAAAUUCAGACAUUCAUGUCUGUGGAUGCUGAUCGAACAGUGAACCUGUUUAACAGCUUCCAUGAUAUGUGGAGUCUGCCUUUACAAAUUGGAGUGGCACUGUAUCUACUGUACACUCAAGUCAAAUUUGCUUUCCUUUCUGGAAUCACAAUAACGGUGUUGCUAAUACCUGUAAACAAAUGGCUCUCUACUUUGAUCGCAAGAGCAACGGAGGAAAUGAUGAAACAAAAGGAUGAAAGAAUCAGAAAAGCAGGAGAACUUUUGACUUAUAUCCGUACAUUGAAGAUGUAUGGAUGGGAGCUUUUGUUUGCAGAUCGUUUAAGGGUGGCCAGAUCCCUGGAAGUGAAGUAUUUAUCUACCAGGAAGUAUUUGGAUGCAUGGUGUGUAUUCUUUUGGGCAACCACACCAACACUCUUUUCGCUGUUCACAUUUGGACUCUUUGUGUUGACAGGGCAUUCACUCAAUGCCGCAACGGUUUUCACAUGUCUCUCUCUUUUCAAUACCUUGAUCUCUCCGUUAAAUUCGUUCCCAUGGGUCAUUAAUGGGUUGAUUGAUGCUAUCAUAUCUACUAGGAGAUUGGCUAAAUUUCUCUCAUGUCCCGAGCAUAUUUCUCAACGGGUACUCACAGCUGACCCGUCAUCUAAAUUUCUCUUCAACCCCUUGGUUGAUAUUGAUUUUGAUCAUAUGGCGGUUAUCAUCCGAGAUGCAUCAUGUACAUGGUUGAACAUCAACGGUGAGGAAUGUAGCUCUGUGCUGAAUGCGAUAACUCUGGACCUUCCCAAGGGAUCACUUGUUGUAGUAAUCGGAGAGGUAGGUUCUGGGAAAUCAUCCUUGUUAAAUUCAAUUCUUGGAGAAACUCGGCUUGUUCGUGGAAGAAUACACUCAUUUGGGUCAAUAGCGUAUGCGUCACAGGUCCCGUGGAUAUUGUCGGGCACUGUGCGUGACAAUAUUUUGUUUGGAAGGGAGUAUGAUGCGAAAAGAUAUGCAGAAGUGCUACAAGCAUGCACUCUUGAUGUUGAUAUUUCCUUGAUGGUUGGAGGUGACCUAGCUUAUAUAGGGGAGAAGGGAGUCAAUUUAUCAGGUGGACAGAAAGCACGUCUUUCACUCGCGAGGGCUGUGUACUCUGGUGCGGAUAUAUUUAUGCUAGAUGAUGUUCUCAGCGCAGUUGAUACUCAAGUUGCUUCCUGGAUUUUAUACAGAGCCAUUUUGGGACCUUUAAUGAAUAGGCAGACACGUGUCCUCUGUACUCAUAAUGUUCAGGCAAUGCAAUCUGCUGACAUGAUUGUUAUUAUGGACAAAGGAGAAGUCAAAUGGGCAGGAAGUUUGGCUGAAUACUCAGUCUCUCCGCAUGUAGUAGUCUCAUCGUUUGAAGAAUCAAUGGAUUCAGCGUCCCAAUUUGCACGGCAGGAUAGUAAUGUCUGGGUUUCACUUGAUAGAAAAUAUGAGGUCCUGCUGCAAGGAAACACCGCAACUGCUCAGGAUGAACCACAAGAAUUCAUUGAAGCAGAGCUGAGAAAGGAGGGCAAAGUUGAACUCAGCGUAUAUAAAGCAUAUGCCAAAUUUUCCAGCUGGCCAGUGGUUAUUAUAAUUUGUAUCUCGGCUGUUUUAAUGCAAGUGUCACGUAAUGGAAAUGAUUUGUGGUUAUCAUACUGGGUUGAUUCGGUUACGGGGAGGCACAAAGCUAACUAUUCCACAUCCUUUUAUCUGGUAGUUCUCUCUGUCUUCUGUCUCUCGAAUUCUCUCUUAACCUUGGUAAGGGCGUUCUCUUUUGCAUUUGGAGGUCUAAGAGCUGCAGUUCAGGUGCACAGUGACCUUCUAAACAAAUUGAUCAGUGCACCUGUAAAUUUCUUUGAUAGGACACCAACUGGACGGUUGCUGAACAGAUUGUCAUCAGAUCUAUACAUGAUUGAUGACUCUCUUCCCUUCAUUCUUAACAUUCUCUUAGCUAAUUUUGUUGGCCUCGUGGGCAUCGCAGUAGUAUUAUCAUAUGUACAGGUCAUAUUUUUGCUUCUGCUACUGCCGCUGUGGUAUAUUUACAGCAAGUUACAGUUUUACUAUAGAGCAACAUCCCGUGAGCUGCGGAGGCUUGACAGUGUUUCUCGUUCUCCUAUUUAUACAUCUUUCACAGAAACACUAGAUGGGUCAUCAACUAUUAGAGCAUUCAAAGCGGAGGAUUAUUUCUUAGGUAGAUUCAUGGAUCACAUUGCAUUCUAUCAGAAAACCUCGUACUCAGAGUUGAUCGCAAGUUUAUGGCUUUCUUUGCGCUUACAAUUGCUAGCAGCAUUUAUAAUCUCUUUCGUGGCCCUGAUGGCUGUUCUUGGAAGCCGUGCCGAUUUUCCUAUCAGCUUGGGUACACCUGGACUGGUGGGCUUGGCUCUCUCGUAUACGGCUCCAAUUGUGUCUCUGUUGAGCAGUUUCUUAUCCAGUUUCACUGAAACAGAAAAGGAAAUGGUUUCUGUUGAACGGGUGCUGCAGUAUAAGGAUGUUCCCGAAGAAGAAUUCCAGGGAUGCAAACCUCUGCAUAAAGAUUGGCCCUUCCUAGGAAAGAUUGAAUUUCAAAAUGUCACCUUGCGGUAUUUGCCAUCUUCGCCACCUGCUCUCCGGGGUAUUACUUUUACUGUUGCAGGAGGGACACAGGUUGGAGUAAUUGGAAGAACGGGUGCUGGAAAAUCUAGUGUGAUAAAUGCCCUUUUUCGCCUUAAUUCAAUAUGUGGAGGGUGUGUUAUAGUGGAUGAUGUAGAUAUUGCUGACAGUGCUGUUAGAGAUCUCCGGUCACAUUUUGCUGUUGUUCCUCAGAGCCCAUUUUUGUUUGAAGGACUGCUUAGGGACAAUAUAGAUCCAUACGGGGUGACAAGCGACUCAAAAAUUUGGGAGGCUCUUGAGAAAUGCCAUGUUAAGGAUGAGGUUGAAGCAGCAGGAGGCUUGGACAUUCAUGUGAAAGAAGAUGGAAUUUCAUUUUCUGUUGGGCAACGGCAGCUUUUGUGCCUUGCUCGUGCUCUGUUGAAAUCUUCUAAGGUACUCUGUUUGGAUGAGUGCACUGCCAAUGUAGACACUCAAACAGCAAAGUUACUACAAAAUGCUAUAUCCAGUGAAACCAAAGGCAGAACAGUGAUUACGAUUGCUCAUCGAAUUUCCACCGUUAUGAACAUGGAUAAGAUUCUGAUUCUUGACCAAGGGAGAUUGGUUGAGGAAGGCGACCCACGGAUUCUGUUACAAGAUGAAUUCUCCAGGUUUUCUAGUUUUGCUAAAGCUUCAACAAUGUGAUUGCGUUGUUGCUGGUCAAGUCUUGCUUCUCAUUUGAAUUCCAAAUAAGAACGGGUUACUUCGUACUGGGGUAGCUCAUGCUGUUGCUGCUAUAAGUGGGAACAAUUAGAGAUAAGCAUGUGUGUAGGUUCAAGCAGAUAUACUAGGGAUCAGUGUGAACCCUCCUUAGGUUUGUGAUUCUUCUUCACGUUUUCCGUGUGUCAUUGGAAUGUGUAAGGUCAAAACCGAGAAACAUUAUUAAGAUUAAUGAUCGAAUGUUGGAAUACUGAGCUUUCUGCUCAUAGAAAUAGAAACUUUCUUGAUGAACUGAAAUUCUAUAGUACCAAUCUGAAUCUGUCA